Messenger RNA from Emiliania huxleyi CCMP1516, 967 nucleotides. RefSeq lists its product as hypothetical. The transcript is spliced from 3 exons. Gene Ontology annotation, molecular function: 2-C-methyl-D-erythritol 4-phosphate cytidylyltransferase activity. Lineage: Eukaryota; Haptophyta; Isochrysidales; Noelaerhabdaceae. Gene Ontology annotation, biological process: isoprenoid biosynthetic process. The coding region runs from base 139 to 783 and encodes 214 amino acids. The record is from RefSeq and is a predicted model, not a curated record.
GCCGCCGCGGCCUUCCGCGUGCCGCACGCCGCCGUCGCCGCGGCGGUCGCGCGUGCUCCGCCCGCGCAGCUGCUCUCGCCGGCGCUGGUGGACGAGAGGCUCGCCGCGGUCCUCCUCGCCGGCGGCUCUGGCAGCCGGAUGAAGGCGGACCGGCCAAAGCAGUUCCUCGAGCUGCUGGGCAAGCCGGUGCUGCAGUGGGACCUGGAGCUGCUGCUCUCGAUGGAGCGGCUCGAGCGGAUCGUCCUCGUCAUCGCCGAUGAGUACCGCGACCUGCCCUUCCUCCAGCCCUUCCUCUCUGACCCGCGGCUCGCGCUCGCUCUGCCGGGCGCCGAGAGGCAGAACUCGGUGGAGAACGGGCUGGCGGCCGUGGGGGAUGCGUGCACGCUGGUCGCGAUCCACGACGCCGCGCGGCCGCUCGUCACCAUCGACGCCAUCGAGCGCUGCUUCGCCGACGCGGCGCAGCACGGCGCAGCGGUGCUGGCGGUGCCCUGCAAGCCGACGAUCAAGGAGUCUGCGGACGGCGAGUUUGUGAGCCGCACUCUCGACCGCUCAAAGCUGUGGGACGUGCAGACGCCGCAGAUCCUGCGGCCGCAGAUGCUGCGCGACGGCUUCGCGAACGCAAACGCGAAUCAGCUGGCCGUGACCGACGACGUGUCGGUGGUCGAGCUGAUGGGAGAGCCAGUCAAGCUGACGGUGGGCGAGUACACCAACCUCAAGCUCACCACGCCGGAGGAUAUGAUCAUCGCAGAGACCAUCCUACGCGACCGCGGCGAGACGCACUGAGCGGCUCUCUGCGCCGCUCUCGCGUCUCGGACGUCCGUCUCGCUCGCGGUCUAAGGUAAAGGUAAACUUCACUCCAGUUCUCGGUCCCCGCCUCGUGUCCGGCCGGCGACCACUCCGGGGUCUCCGCCCACUCGCGCGCCGGCCGGGUAUGCAUCCUUUUGUUCAAAAGUUUUUAAAUGUCGGA